This is a messenger RNA of Botrytis cinerea B05.10, 1531 nucleotides long. RefSeq lists its product as hypothetical. The record is from RefSeq and is a predicted model, not a curated record. The coding region runs from base 189 to 1307 and encodes 372 amino acids. The transcript has 6 exons. NCBI's taxonomy places the organism in Eukaryota, Fungi, Ascomycota, Leotiomycetes, Helotiales, Sclerotiniaceae.
GGCAGCCUUUCAACUACAGCCUACAAUCCCAUGAAGUGAUGAAUGGACUCAGGAUACUUAUAGCACGUCAAUAUUGUCAAGAAUAUCAAACAGUAUCGCGGAUCUACUGCUUUCGUUGCUUCAACUUUCUCAUUGACAUUGGAUUUGUGUGUUUAGAGGAAGCUCUUCUACUGCUCAAAUUGACAAUUAUGUCUUCACAGAAUUUGACUAUCCUUCUAUCUGAUCCGGCCUAUGUUAAUGCCAAUCAAAAUGCACCCAUACUUAAGAACGUAAUCAUUUGGUCAAUAUUGUCUACCAUUGCGCUUGCCCUUAGAUUGACUGCGAAAAUAGUUCGACAGUCUGGUCUUGGAAUAGAUGAUGCUUUGCUUGUUAUAUCUUAUAUUUUUUGCAUAGGUCAAAGUGCUAUGGUGGCAGCAGCACUAAAUUUCGGAUUGGGUCGUCAUUUUAUCACAGUAUCUCUUGAAGACAAUAUCAGCUUUGCAAAGGCAUAUUUCGCAGGAACACUUCUACAACCUACUACCCUGACCGCAGCCAAGCUAUCAGUACUCGUUUUGUUGCAUAGGAUAUUCAUCAUUAGAGGCUUUCAGAUCACCGCGCGCAUUCUAGGUCUUAUACUGCUUUUAUGGUUUGUUGCAAACCAACUAUGCGAACUUCUUAUUUGCCGCCCAAUUUCUUCCCAAUGGAAUCCUCAGACCCCCGGACAUUGUGGAAACCAGCACAUAUUGUUGAUAGUAGCCCCUAUACCAUGGGUACUCACAGACUUUGCCAUUCUAAUCGCUCCAAUACCUGUGCUUAAAAGCCUUCGACUGCCGCCCUCUCAAAGAUAUGGGCUAAUUUUACUCUUCUUACUCGGUGGAAUCACAUGCAUUAUUAGCGUUCUCAGAUAUGUUCAGUUGUACAAGACCAUCAAAGAUGUUACUUAUGAUAGUCCAGGUAUUGCAAUCUGGCAGAUUGUAGAGGCUAAUGUCACAUUGAUAUGCGCCUGUAUGAUUGCUGCUAGGCCAGCAAUGUCGUAUCUUUAUCCUCAAAAGCUCAUAUCCCGAACCUGGCUAGCUUGGUCUCAAUAUGCGAGCCUUAAGAUAGAUACAAAGACAGACUCACGACAAGAGCAAAAGCCCGAUUCAAACAAUCCAUUCGGUAGUGUCACCAUCCUUCGGCAACGAGGAGAUAGUGCUUCAAAUCAUGCGGAUUCUUCCCGUGAAAAUGGCCAUUUCGAGCUUCGACCGGUUAAAAACGAUUUGGAGGCAUCAGUCCAGUAUGUCAGCAGGAACGAAAUUGCGCCGACUAACAGCGGUUCAUUGAAGUGAGGUUGUUCAUAUCUGGAUUGUAACUUUGCGUAAUCAACCAGGCAAAUUUUGGAGGAGCCAAUUGAAAUCCAACCAGCAAUUUAUCAAGUGAUCACAGGCCAUACUUGCCCAGAAAUCAGUUACUCGGUGGAUGGAGGGAGUGACGUGGAGGCGCAACGGUGCUUAUUGUAGGGUGCCAGUAUUAGAUACGAUCUUUCAUCAAUCAAAGCCAUAAUUUUGUGAUA